GGGUUUCUUUCCUAACCAUUGUUGUGAUAUCAAGAACUAUGCAACUCUGCUGGCUACUUUGCCACUCCGUUUCUACCCAUACAAAAUACAAGCUUUUCCAGUACCUCAAGGAGAACCGGAAAGACAGUCGUUGUUGCAGCAAGUUUUUUGUGUGUAGUCCCAAUCGAUAUAUCACCUGCUUGGAAAAAGAACCUCUGGCGUCCACAGGUCACUUGGAAAGACCACUGCCAACUCUUGUUCCCAGGUUGAUCAAAAGUAUGGAACAAGUUAGACCAGAACAGUGGAAUCAGCUGAUAUCCGAGGAUUCAUGUCCGUUCACUGAAUAUGAAUGGCUCUUUGGCUUAGAAAAGUGUGGUUGUGUUUCUGAACAGGUAGGGUGGCAACCUUUACAUCUAUUGCUUGAAGACCCAAACUCGAAAACUAUUUAUGCAGUCCUUCCACUUUAUGUAAAAACACAUUCCUUUGGAGAAUUCAUAUUCGACUAUGUAUGGCAAGACGUUGCUUCCUCAUUGUCGCUGAAAUAUUAUCCUAAAUUGAUAAGCAUGGUGCCUUUUACUCCAGUUACUUCAAGACGAAUCCUGACAAUAUCUGAAAUGCAGAGACCUUAUCUCUUGUCUCAAAUGGCUGAAUGUUUGAAAGACUUGGUCAGUGAAUUAUCGAUAGCAUCAAUCAACUUAAAUUUCGUGGCAGAUGACGAAGUGUCCAUAUUCACACGGCAUGGCUUUUUGCAUAGGAAAAGUAUACAAUAUCACUUUCGAAAUGAUUGCAAUGGUCGUCCUUUUCAUAAUUUUGAUGAGUUUCUGCAAAUGAUGAAAAGCAAAAAAAGAAUUCAGGUCAAACGUGAAAGAAGAAGAAUAUAUGAUGAGGAGAACAUUCGUCUACAAGUUUUGUUGGCUCAUCAAAUUCCCUCUGAAUUGUUUAGUCAAAUGUAUCAGUUGUAUAAAAGCACAAUAGACCGAUUCUUUUAUGGGAGACUCUAUCUAAGUCCAUCAUUUUUUCAAUACCUUGCAGAAAAUUAUAGAAAAUACCUAUGUUUCAUUGUAGCAUACCGUGAUGACAAACUCAUAGCUGGAACCUUCAACAUGAUCAAAAACGGUCGAUUUCAUGGAAGAUAUUGGGGGUGCUUGGAGCAAGUUUCAGGAUUGCAUUUCGAAACCUGUUAUUAUAAACCCAUCGAAUACUGUAUAGAAAAAGGCUUGCAGUCAGUUGAACCAGGAGCUGGAGGAGGAGACUUCAAGUUUGUGCGUGGUUUCAAUCCAGAAAUAGUACACUCUCUACAUUAUUUCACCAAUACUAGGUUCGCAAAGAUUAUGGAGGCAUUCAUAAAGGAAGAAAGCCUGAAUAUAGAUUAUGUUUGUAGUCGGUUGAAUGAACAAAGUACUCUUCGAAAGUCUGAUGUUUAGAAAAAUGCCAAAUCGAAAUGGCGCCAUGUCAUCUUAGCAUUU
Galdieria sulphuraria is the source of this 1445-nucleotide messenger RNA. RefSeq lists its product as uncharacterized. The coding region runs from base 39 to 1403 and encodes 454 amino acids. The transcript has a single exon. Lineage: Eukaryota; Rhodophyta; Bangiophyceae; Galdieriales; Galdieriaceae. The record is from RefSeq and is a predicted model, not a curated record.